UUACCAUGUAGUUCAGUCGAGUGACAAACGUCGUAUAACAAUCAUGUAUAAUCCACAAGAGAAGAAUAUUGAUUUGAUCCGUGAAUACUUUCCUAGUUAUAACACAGCUAGAUUUCAAGAUCAGCCGGAACCCAAUGUAGCUGUACAAGACCACUUUCUGCGCGUCACCUCUCAGCACACGCAAGAGCUGACGACCAAAUCUGACAUCAAAGUUCACAAUUUGCGUUAUGGCGGCACUGAUGAUAGACGACUAGUUGAUGUUUUCUAUAAGGCCGGCACAGCAGAGCAGCCUUCGCCUCUCUUUGUUUACGUCCAUGGCGGCUAUUGGCAGAUGCUUGAUAAAUCACAUUCGUGUUCGAUUGUCGGCCCUCUGGUGCGUCGUGGCUAUCGUGUCGCCGUCAUGGACUACAAUAAUUGUCCACAGGUGACACUGGCGGAGCUACUGCAGCAGUUUACCGAAUUUGUGCUAUGGAUUUUCAACUACGCAGAAGAAACGAAAGCAACUGAGAUUAGUUUUGCAGGUCAUUCGGCUGGUGCCCACCUCCUUGCUCAAUUGUUACACGUUCCAUCAUUAAUUUCGGAGGAGCGCCGCCAGAAAGUGGGCGUCUUAUUCUUUAUAUCCGGCGUUUAUGAUUUGCGCGAGCUUUGGCAACUCGAUCCUGUGAAUCCCAAUAAUAUCUUUGGCUUGAAUGCUGACAGUGCCAAGGAGCUGUCGCCCAUUUUAUGGCCAUGGCCGGCUGAUAGUCCAUUCUGGUCUGGCGUCCAAUCGCAUGUUAUAGUCGCAGAGCACGAGAGCGUGACCUUCAUCGAGCAAAGUCGUGUUUUUGCCAAGAAUUUGCAGGAUGCUGGAUUUAAAGUUACAUUCAAGAUUUUCGAUAAAUACGAUCAUUUCGAUAUUAUCGAGGAAACCGUCCACGACAAUUCACCCAUAACUAGCUAUCUGCUAGGAGCGUUGCCGACGAAAAGUUAAAGCGCAGGAAGUUUCAAGCUAAACGCCGAUAACACCGAUAACUUCGAUAGCAAGGAGCAGGCAGUGCAAUCAUUUUAAAUUAGUUGACAACGGUAAGAAAAAAGUGCUGAAAAAGUGUAGGUGAUUUGAUUUUUUCAUUUUAUUUCUUAUGCCAUUAGUGUUUUUUUAAAACAUACACUUAAAUGUAAUAGUAGUUGCAUUUCAUAUAUACACUAUCUAAGCGUUUUUUGCGCACUAAAAUAGUUACAGUUAGAGAACAGCAUCCACAAAGUGCUGCGAAUAAUUAAUGUAAACUAAAUUAAAAUAUACAUAUAUAUGAUACAUAGAUUAUAAAUAUAAUUGAAAACAAUUAAUAUAUCGUAAAUGGAAGUGUAACAAAUUGUGCGCAAUAUGAGA
This is a messenger RNA of Drosophila navojoa, 1366 nucleotides long. It is a transcript of the gene KFase, whose product is annotated as kynurenine formamidase. The record is from RefSeq and is a predicted model, not a curated record. Lineage: Eukaryota; Metazoa; Arthropoda; Insecta; Diptera; Drosophilidae. Gene Ontology annotation, molecular function: arylformamidase activity.